AUGUCACGCCGAUCGAUAUUCUCAGUGUCAUGGCCUCUCCACCAGCCUUUGCUGUUGGCAUUGGCCAUUGCUUCACCAACUCACUCUCGGUCGUCCAGCUCUCCCGCGAAACAUUUCCCCGCUACGGCCGACAUCCCGGGAUUCUCACUCAGGCUCGGACCUGAAACGGCGAGUGUGUGCAAUAGCUCAACUCCCGGUGUCGCCGGCUUCAUUGAUAGCACUGAAGGCGAUGAUGAGAAUCAUAUCUUCUUCUGGCUCUUUGAGAGUAAACAUCGGCCUUCUAAUGAUCCCGUAAUACUAUGGAUGUCUGGUGGCCCAGGAGCGUCCUCCACAGGUUAUGGCAACCUCAUGGAACUAGGCCCCUGUCGCAUCGCGCCCGAGGGCGGGUACACCAUCGACAACCCGUACGCUUGGAACACGAAUGCAACCUUGGUCUUUGUCGACCAGCCAGUGAGUGUUGGCUACUCAACAGGAUCCAAGAUACCCAAUGGUCUGCAAGAAGCAUCUCAAAUGAUGGAUCGCUUUCUCCGUCAACUUAUGAUCGCCUUUCCCCAGUAUUCAGACCUUGAUUUCUACAUCGCUGGAGACUCUUACGGUGGGUCAUGGGUGCCGGCUCUGGCCUCAACGAUACUUGACAACGAGGCAAUUUCUCGCAACCAAGACCCCCACAACCUCGGCAGUCACUCCGCUCCUACAGAGCUUUUAGUUCAGGAUGACGAGCGCCAUCGGGCAGGAGAUCAUUCGCCAAUCCAACUACCUUUGCGGGCCCCGCGUAUUAACUUGAAGGGGAUUCUCAUCGGCAAUGGACUGGUACGACUUCGCGUUCAGAAUCCAGGAACUUUCGAAGCGCUUUGCUCUGGACCUGAUAGCCUUCUCAGCACCUCACAGUGUAUCGAAUGGGCUCCAUUGAACCUAUGGUGUGAGGAAAAUUUGGGUGUCUGCGAAGGGACGCGCGAUGAUGAAGGAUGGACAUCCCGAGCGUGUAUCGAAACUCAUGAAAAGUGCUCCUCCAUGAGUGGCUAUGUGGUUGAGAGUAUGAAGCAAAACCCCUACGACUGGAGACGAAGUUGCGGUGACGGCCCUUCGGAAGAGUGCUACGCUGAGCUGGGCCAUAUCGACGCCCCAUUGAACCAGACCAAGGUCAAGGCUGCCCUUGGAGUUGACGAGGAUGCCUCAUUUGAUGGAAUCUCGUAUGAAGUCCUCAAGCAGUGGGAGAGCGUGGGUGACUUGUGGAAGUCUAGCGAUGGGUACGUUAAUAGGCUUCUAAAUGAGAGCAUUCGCGUUCUCGUAUAUGUGGAUGACAAGGAUUUGUACUGCAACGCAGCUGGAAUGCGACGAUUACUCAACGAAGGGCUUGCUUGGCAUGGCCACCCCUUCUUCCGCUUUCGAGAGAUGAUACCUUGGUACCAUGAGGCUAAACAAGCUGGGAGGUGGAAGUCUUACAAAGAACUUACCUACGCCGAGAUUUUCAACUCUGGUUACUUGGCUCCGUUUGACCUGCCAGCUGAGUCUGCCUCACUCGUCAAUUCUUGGCUUCAAGAUGGACACCCGCCGGUGCAGUAA
Molecule: messenger RNA, 1563 nt
Organism: Colletotrichum phormii
Lineage: Eukaryota; Fungi; Ascomycota; Sordariomycetes; Glomerellales; Glomerellaceae
Product: Alpha/Beta hydrolase protein
Exons: 4
Coding region: 1-1563 (520 amino acids)
Biological process (GO): proteolysis
Cellular component (GO): fungal-type vacuole
Molecular function (GO): serine-type carboxypeptidase activity
Source: RefSeq, a predicted model, not a curated record